GGCCGGACUACCAUUCCUUUGUAAGUAAUACUUGCAUGUAGUUAGGCUGUUCGCCCUGACGGCUCUCGUAGGCGCAUGUGAUGUGUAAACAUAAAGUCAUACAGUCAGAUGUUACAGAAGAUUUCGAUGUGUGUUUUUUCCCCCCUUCUUAUUCAAUUGGAUGCAGUGAAUCAGUCAAUUCGGUGUUUAAUUCAAAUGUAAAUGUUUGCCCAUAUCAAUUUAUUUUCAGAAUAUUUGUAACGAGAGGUGAACUGUUUGGGAAUUUUGACAAUAGCGCUUUUCCGAUUGUCUCGUUCUUUAAAAGUAUUUUUUUUUAAAAAUAAAUAAUCAAAACCUAACCACAUCUCACUUACUGGUAAAGUGCAAUCGUUCAUUGCAGAUCGUUCUUGAUCUUAUGACUGUACCGUCACCUCAGCCCAGUCAUCAAUACAUUCAUCUCAGUACAACGCUGACCACGCAUGGUCACAGAGGAGUUAUCGAUCUUGGCCCAUGAGCUGCACCAAUAUAACGGCCAUCAAACAAACUAAUUAAUGCAAGGUCGGCCUGCAGUAGGAGAAUAUUAAUCAAAGCCCCCCAAGGUCAAGGUCUCCCCUGGUCCUGGCUACCAGACAGCAGUCUCACCACAUUUGAUCGGGGUAAGUUUUCCCUUUAUGGCCAAGUUUGACUUUCUUCUGUGGAAACUGUUUUUGUCCCAAAUUGAUGAUCAUGUCCAACUGUUGAUUGUGUUACCUAAUUCAGUCCGAAUAGUUGACAGCCGUGGUGUCAGUCUCAAUGGUUUGAUAACCGUGGUGUCAGUCUGAAUGGUUUGAUGGCCGUGGUGUCAGUCUGAAUGGGUUGAGGGCCGUGGUGUCAGUCUGAAUGGUUUGAUAGCCGUGGUGUCAGUCUGAAUGGUUUGAUAACCGUGGUGUCAGUCUGAAUGGUUUGAUGGCCGUGGUGUCAGUCUGAAUGGUUUGAUGGCCGUGGUGUCAGUCUGAAUGGUUUGAUAACCGUGGUGUCAUUCUGAACGGUUUGAUAGCCGUGGUGUCAGUCUGAAUGGUUUGAUGGCCGUGGUGUCAGUCUGAAUGGUUUGAUGGCCAUGGUGUCAGUCUGAAUGGUUUGAUAGCCGUGGUGUCAGUCUGGAUGGUUUGAUGGCCGUGGUGUCAGUCUGAAUGGUUUGAUGGCCGUGGUGUCAGUCUGAAUGGUUUGAUAGCCGUGGUGACAGUCUGAAUGGUUUGAUAGCCGUGGUGUCAGUCUGAAUGGUUUGAUAGCCGUAGUGUUAGUCUGAAUGGUUUGAUAGCCGUGGUGUCAGUCUGAAUGGUUUGAUAGCCGUGGUGACAGUCUGAAUGGUUUGAUAGCCGUGGUGACCGUGGUGGCAUUCUGAUUGGUUUGAUGGCCGUGGUGGCAGUCUGAAUGGUUUGAUGGCCGUGGUGUCAGUCUGAAUGGUUUGAUGGCCGUGGUGUCAGUCUGAAUGGUUUGAUAGCCGUGGUGUCAGUCUGAAUGGUUUGAUAGCCGUGGUGACAGUCUGAAUGGUUUGAUAGCCGUGGUGUCAGUCUGAAUGGUUUGAUAGCCGUAGUGAUACCUGGUGAAGUGCAAUCGUAAACUGCAAAUCGUUGAAUGGUUUGAUGGCCGUGGUUGAUGCAUCACAUGAGCUUACGGACGUCAGCCUAAUAUUAAAAUAUUUUUAAAUUGAGAUUGUCCAGUGACCGUUAGCAAAAGCAUGGUGCUGAGAUGGUGUGUUUAGGCGUGGUGCUGAGAUGGAGUGCUGAGAUGGGGUGUUGGGAUGGAGUUCUGAGAUGGGGUGCUGAGAUGUAGUGCUGAGACGGAGUGUUGAGAUGGGGUGCUGAGGUGGAGUUUUUAAAUGGGGUGCUGAGAUGGAGUGCCACAAUGCCUAGAAGAUUGACUUGAUUUCUCUGGUGAUCGGAACAAAAAUCACAGGAAAAAAAGUCACUUUUUUCCUGCGACUUUGGCUUUUUUGUCUUAGUGUUAUUUAUUUUUUUCUGUGACUUUGGCUUUUUUUUUCUUAGUGUUAUUUAUUUUUUUCCUGCGACUUUGGAUUUUUUUUUCUUAGUGUUAUUUAUUUUUUCCUGCGACUUUGGCUUUUUUUUCUUAGUGUUAUUUAUUUUUUUCUGUGACUUUGGCUUUAUUUUCUUAGUGUUAUUUAUUUUUUUCUGCGACUUUGGCUUUUUUUUCUUAGUGUUAUUUAUUUUUUCCUGCGACUUUGGCUUUUUUUUCUUAGUGUUAUUUAUUUUUUCCUGCGACUUUGGCUUUUUUUUUCUUAGUGUUAUUUAUUUUUUUCUGAGACUUUGGCUUUUUUUUUCUUAGUGUUAUUUAUUUUUUCCUGCGACUUUGGCUUUUUUUUCUUAGUGUUAUUUAUUUUUUCCUGCGACUUUGGCUUUUUUUUUUUUAUUGUUAUUUUUUUUUUUCUGGGACUUUGGAUUUUUUUUUUUUUGUGUUUUUUUUUUUUUAUUUUUUUUUUUUUUUUGUGUCUUUGUUUUUUUUUUUUUUUGUUUUUUUUUUUUUUUCCUGCGUUUUUGUUUUUUUUUUCUUUGUUUUUUUUUUUUUUUUCUGUGUCUUUUUCUUUUUUUUUCUUAGUGUUAUUUAUUUUUUCCUGCGACUUUGGAUUUUUUUUUCUUAGUGUUAUUUAUUUUUUCCUGCGACUUUGGCUUUUUUUUCUUAGUGUUAUUUAUUUUUUUCUGUGACUUUGGCUUUUUUUUCCUUAGUGUUAUUUAUUUUUUUCUGCGACUUUGGCUUUUUUUUCUUAGUGUUAUUUAUUUUUUCCUGCGACUUUGGCUUUUUUUUCUUAGUGUUAUUUAUUUUUUUCUGUGACUUUUUUUCCAGGCAAUUAUUUUCUAUAUACUACUGCGUCUUCAACAUGUGUGUCCGGAAAAUGUUUGCACAUAUGGAAGCGCAAAUUGAUUCAGGUUGGCUUGACCUGCCCCCCACCCCAAUCCUACGCCAACUGCAGCCCACCCACGUGACUGCACGCCGCCACUGACAGAACAUUUUUGUCUCGUCUUAAAUUGUAUUGAAACCCCCUAGCCAGUGUUUUUUUUUGAACGUGCUGUAUCACGAUAGGCUUAGUUUCUGCGUUCAAUCUGUGACCAAGGAAAUGCCGAGUCUUGAAAUGAGAGGACAUGACGCUAAAAGGAGAACGUUUCGGCUAAACGCCUGCUUCGGAAAAACAGGAAACCACAAAUAAAUAGAAACGAGUUUUAAAAAGAAAACUUGAGCGUCUGUCGUUGGCUGUGUUGGAGGGAAGUGAAAAUGUGUGUGUGGGGGGGGGGGGGGGUUGGGAACACCGUAGUGCUGCCGGACGGCGUCGGCAUAUCAGUUCAGCCAAGUCAAACAUUAAACACCGUCUGCCGUCUCGCACGCCUUGCCUAAAUCAGUGGUCGACAACCCAUGACACACGCGCCAUUGACGUGCCAUUUCAAUGACACGCGGAACAGCAGAAAUAUUUAAAAAAUCGGGAGUGGGGGGAAAGAGUUUAAACGCGUUUGAUAAUUCAUGCGGUAGAUUUAUAGGCAGUUGUCCCGUUACUUUUGAAUAAUAUUACCAGGAUGUUACCGUGUCUGGAACAAAGCAAUAACAAGCUUCGUUGAGAUACUCAAAUGUCAAAUUUCAUUGAGAUACUCAAAAAUCAAAGUUUCAUUGAGGUACUCAAAUAUCAAGUUUCAUCGAGAUACUAAAAUAUGCAAUGCUUUUAAAUUUACUUUCUCAUUUAAACACAUAUUUUUUGUUUAGAACUUAAGCGCAUAGCUUUACUUUAAUUACAUUAGAAUAGAAGGCUGUAAUGCGAAUGUCAAGAGAUGAAAAAAGGCCCUCGACUUUCUCACUGUUCUGCCCAGAUGAAAUAUAUUCGUUACGUUCAGCGAUUCUCAACCUGUGGGUCGCGACCCCGUUGGGAGGGUCGUGCGACCCUUACACAGGGGUCGCCUAAGAUCAUAGGAGAACACAAAUACAUAUUAAUGGAGAGACAAUGAAAAUAAUUUUAUGGUCGUAGAGCUGUAUUUAAGGCUCGCGCAUUGGCAAGGUUGAGAACCACUGGCAUAGAUUGAGAACCAUUAAUAUAUAUUUUUUUCGAAUCCACCCAAAUGUGUAACUUCGGCUAUCGGUUUAAGAUGGCGGCCAACACGCGACUCACCUGGAUAGUGUACACUGUAUACAGUAUAGCUUAAACAAACAUGGACUAUUUAUUCAAUAAAAAGUUUCAAGAUAAGCCAGCGCAGAGGCGAAGGUAAAAGAGUGGCCCUCCCUGAGAAUCCAUACUUUAUUCUGCCCCCUUCCCACUCCCCCCACAAAAGAAAUUAUAAAGAAAAAAAAUAUAUGCAUUUUGCAGAAAAUGCCGCCCGUCCUUGUAAAGAACAAAGUGCCGCCUGGGGCGUACCGCCCCCCCUACGCAGCCCCCUUCCUACGCUAGUCAAUCAGUUGUAUCUCAAACCCCUUUUUUUGUCCCAUUGCUGCUAAAGUAACGCACACCCAUUUCUGUCACAUUACUGUGCUAUAGUUACGCACACCCCCAGUUAUGUCACAUUACUGUGCUAUAGUAACGCACACCCCCAGUUAUGUCACAUUACUGUGCUAUAGUAACGCACACCCCCAGUUAUGUCACAUUACUGUGCUAUAGUAACGCACACCCCCAGUUAUGUCACAUUACUGUGUUAUAGUAACGCACACCCCCAGUUAUGUCACAUUACUGUGCUAUAGUAACGCACAACCCCAGUUAUGGCACAUUAGUGUGCUUAGUAACGCACACCCCCAGUUCUGUCACAUUACUGUGCUAUAGUAACGUACACCCACAGUUCUGUCACAUUACUGUGCUAUAGUAACGCACACCCCCAGUUAUGUCACAUUACUGUGCUAAAGUAACGCACACCCCCAGUUAUGUCACAUUACUGUGCUAUAGUAACGCACACGCCCAGUUCUGUCACAUUACUGUGCUAUAGUAACGCACACCCCCAGUUCUGUCACAGUACUGUGCUUUUAGUAACUCACAACCCCAGUUAUGUCACAUUACUGUGCUAAAGUAACGCACACCUAGUUCUGUCACAUUACUGUGCUAUAGUAACGCACACCCCCAGUUAUGUCACAUUACUGUGCUAUAGUAACGCAACCCUAUUCUGUCACAUAACUGUGCUAUAGUGAUGCACACCCAGUUCUGUGACGAUUCCGUGUUUUAGUGACACCCUGAUAUGGGUGCACAUGUUUUAGUGAAACAUGAUCUGUUGGCACAUGUUUUAGUGACACACUGAUCUGAUGGCACAUGUUUUAGUGACACUCAGAUCUGAUAACACCCUUUAAUGGGUGAACAUGUUUUAGUGAGACCCUGUUCUGAUGGUACAUGUUUUAGUGACACCCUGCUAUGGGUGCACAUGUCUUAGUGAGACCCUGAUCUGAUAGCACAUGUUUUAGUGAGACCCUGAUCUGUUGUCACAUGUUUUAGUGACACCCUGAUCUGAUGGCACAUGUUUUAGUGACAUCCUGAUCUGUUGGCACAUGUUUUAGUGACACCCUUGUAUGGGUGCACAUGUUUUAGUGAGACCCUGUUCUGAUGGACAUGUUUUAGUGACACACUGAUAUGGAGGCACAUGUUUUAGUGAUACCCUUAUAUCGGUGCACAUGUUUUAGCGAGACCCUGAUCUGAUGGCACAUGUUUUAGCGAGACCCUGAUCUGAUGGCACAUGUUUUAGCGAGACCCUGAUCUGAUGGCACAUGUUUUAGUGACACACUGAUCUUGUGUAAACUUGCUUUUGUUUGGGACUUCGUUCAGUUAUGAAAUGGAAUCCAGGGAACUCUCAAAACAUUUCUUUUUUCUUUUUGAUUUUGCCCCCUGCGUGUGCGUCGUCUGUUGGGGAUCUGACCCCCCACCCCUACCCCAUGCUAAUGAGGUAUUUAUCACGCAAAUAGUGCUGACCAGUUCUAAAAAUACACGCUGAGCAUGGCGCAUUUUCUCAUCAUUUCCUAUUUGAAAAAACUUGAACUAUCUGUAGUCGCCAUUUCCAUUGAUUGGCCCACCAAAGCGAAAGGCUGUAGUCUCAUGCCCACGUCAUCAGCUCACAAAAUGGUGGAGUCUUCCUGGGUUUGAGACGGUCAGCAUUUAUGCCAUCAGGCAAAACGUAAUGGAAGACAAAUUUUGAUGAAUAUCAUGUAACAGAUCGAAAUUAUAUAUAUACGUAUAUAAGUUAAUAAAUAUACUUUGAUUUUGUCUCUAGAUUUGAAAUAAAUUGUUUAAAAUAUUGGAGUUAUUGAAUUCUGACACCAUUUUAUUUUGUUUCAGGUGCUGAGGCCAAUCGGUUAGACCGCGCAUACUAUGCUUUAAGAAUGGAGACGGUUGCCGACGUCGUCAAGCAUUGGGCGGUCGCUGAACCGGAUGCGGAAGUGCUGACAUUUGUAAACAAACAUGGCCGGCUGUGCGUGUACACUCCGUCGAGGAUCUACACCGAGGCCGGGAGGUUCGCCUCGCGACUCCUGCAGUUCGGGUUCUCUCGCGGGGAUGUCAUUGCCAAUGGGAUACCCAACUCCCCCGAGAGGCUUGUGACGGACAUGGGGAUAAUACUGUCAGGCUGCGUGACUGUCAACUGUCAGGUAAGUCAGUUUACGUAGUCGUGUGUUGGGUGUAGAUGUUGGCAGUGACGGACACUUACUUGGGUUGUAUGUGUAGGAACUGACUAGGGCUCUAUGUGUAGGAACUGACUAGGGCUCUAUGUGUAGGAACUGACUAGGGCUCUAUGUGUAGGAACUGACUAGGGCUUUAUGCCUGGGAAAUGAUUAGGGCUGUAUGUCUGAAGACUGAAUAGGGCUCUAUGUAUGGGAACUGGCUAAAGCUCUAUGUCUGGGAACUGACUAGAACAAAGUAUGCAUGAAAUAUCCUUGUUCCUGUCAAUGACCAUUUAUGUGCGAGAAAAAAAAACAACAACAAAAUUAUAAAAAAAAAAACUGCGCUGCUUUACAUGUAACACUGCUUGCAUCUACUUGUGACGGACCAGCAGAUGCACUACGAAAGAACCUGUGCCAAAAUUAUAAUUUUUUUUUCAAAAAGUGUACCUGUGCUGACCGGUGAAUAUAGGCUCCUAAGUCAUCGCAGGUUCAACUAUUUCGGAAGUGCUUUUUUUGGAAGCACGGAUCUAAGGUACAUUUGAAUGAUGAUGCAAAAACAUGUUGGACUACUGUAUUUAAAUUAAUUAAAACUGAAAUCCAAUAACAGAAGAUAUGUUUUUUUUUGGCUACUUAAACGCUCAUUGCUUGUAUCCCGACCGUGUCUUUGCAGGUGUUUGAACGAGAUGGGGCAGAUUUUUGGAACACCGCCAACCUGGCCGGCUGCAAAGGGGUCAUCGUGUCCACACGGAGCACCGACCCGGCGUUUCGACUCUUCCAGCCGCUCUUGCCGCAGCCGGAUCAGACCUCCGGCUGUGCAGAAGUAACAACCCACCUGGCGAGCGGACUCCGGAAGGUCGUGCUGUGCAGCCGCGACGACACCGACAACACGUCUCUACUGCGGAGCCUGCAGUCCAGCGACGAGGAAAUCUUCGUCUCUCAGAUCGACCCCGACGAUCUGGCCGUCCUGUUCGCCACCUCAGGAACUUCCGGAUUCUGUAAGCUCGUGCCGAGGACCCACGCAGAAAUCCUGCGGGCGGGCAGGUCGUUUAAAGGCGGGAAGGAUGUGAAAUAUUUUUCCGACCGUCCGUUCGGAUGGAUGGGCGGAUUUCCGUUUGAUUACCUGGCCCACUGCUCACACAGGGUCUUACAGGUGAGGCUUUCCGUUUGAUUACCUGGCCCACUGCUCACACAGGUUCUUACAGGUGAGGCUUUCCGUUUGAUUACCUGGCCCACUGCUCACACAGGUUCUUACAGGUGAGGCUUUCCGUUUGAUUACCUGGCCCACUGCUCACAUAAGGGCUUACAGAACACAGGUUCUUACAGGUGAGGCUUUCCGUUUGAUUACCUGGCCCACUGCUCACACAGGUUCUUACAGGUGAGGCUUUCCGUUUGAUUACCUGGCCCACUGCUCACAUAGGGUCUUACAGGUGAGGCUUUCCGUUUGAUUACCUGGCCCACUGCUCACACAGGGUCUUACAGGCGAGGGCUUUCCGUUUGAUUACCUGGCCCACUGCUCACACAGGGGGUUACAGGUGAGGCUUUCCGUUUGAUUACCUGGCCCACUGCUCACACAGAGCGUUACAGGUGAGGCUUUCCGUUUGAUUACCUGCGCUCUGGUAUCGAGGAAUAUCAUGAGCAUGUUAAUGAGAAAUAGUACAGGCUUGAAGUAAUAAUUACAGCACCAGAUUAUGGAAACCCCCAACCAUAUUCGUGAAGACCAUAAAUUCAAUUUAAAAUUACUAUUAUUAUUUUUGAAAAUACAGACACAGGAAUUAAUGCCUAAUAUUUCAGAUUUCACAAUAAAAAAAAAAAAGAAAAAUAAAAAGAAAGAAAAGACGUUUAUUCUUGUCAGUGGUGUAGGACGGGGUGCCAAGGGCGCAGCCCGACCUUAGGGGGGGGGUCCCUUUUUCCUUAUAAUUAAGAGGCUGGAUUUUGUCUGUCAACUGCAGUAACUGCAGAUUUUAUUGGGUGGUUCUAGUCCUUGGUUGUUGUAUGUUUACUAAUAUUUCAGAUUUCACAAUAAAAAAAAAAAGAAAAAUAAAAAGAAAGAAAAGACGUUUAUUCUUGUCAGUGGUGUAGGACGGGGUGCCAAGGGCGCAGCCCGACCUUAGGGGGGGGGGGUCCCUUUUUCCUUAUAAUUAAGAGGCUGGAUUUUGUCUGUCAACUGCAGUAACUGCAGAUUUUAUUGGGUGGUUCUAGUCCUUGGUUGUUGUAUGUUUACACUAAUACGAUAUACAACAACAACUACUGCUGGGUACAAGUCAAACAGACAUCUGGUCACAGUCAUGAUAAUCACCUAUUAUUUAAAACAACAAUCAUAUAUUGUGAUCAAAUUAAAUAUAAUGGCAACAAUUGCAUAUUUUAAUAUAAAAAAAUCACAUACUUUAACAACAUCACCCAUAUUAUAAUAGCUAACAGCACACAUUUCGUAUACAAAAAGAGCAUCGGCCAUUUCCAAAUUUCUAAAACGAACGUUGCUAUUUUUAGCACGCUAACUCAGACGCCUCGUGGAGUGUGCACGUAAGCUAUAAAUAGAUUGAUUGAUUGGGCAGCCAAAAACUAACGACCGAAACAAAUGCAACGUUCACCUUACUGUUGUUAUGAUGUUUGGUGCAGGACAAAUACAGUGGGGAACAGGCCCUCAUCAGCCGUGACCUCUGGACAGUGAUCAGUCGCGAGAAGUGUACCGGCGCGGCCAUUUUGCCCUUGACCUUGCUGGAACUUAUUGAAGACUUCAAGGACACCAAGCCGGAGUUCAAACUGCCGUUUAUUGUUACGGGCGGACAAUCAAUCAAAAAGGUUUGUGGCUUUCCACCUCUUAAACUUGAAGCAUAACUUAUGUGAUUCGCAAACCUUCUGACAUACAGUUUAUGUGAUAAGCAAACUAUCUGACAUACAGUUCAUGUGAUAAGCAAACCUACUGACAUACAGUUCAUGUGAUAAGCAAACUAUCUGACAUACAGUUCAUGUGAUAAGCAAACCUACUGACAUACAGUUUAUGUGAUACGCAAACCUUCUGACAUACAGUUUAUGUGAUAAGCAAACCUCUUGACAUACAUUUUAUGUGUUAAGCAAACCUUCUGACCUACAGUUUAUGUGAUAAGCAAACCUUCUAACAUGCAGUUUUAUGUGAUAAGAAACCUUCUGACAAAAAGUUCAUGUGAUAAGCAAACCUCCUGACACUCAGUUUUUGUGAAACGCAAAACUUCAUACACACAAUUUAUGUGAUACGCAAAACUUCAUACACACAAUUUAUGUGAUACACAAAACUUCAUACACACAAUUUAUGUGAUACGCAAAUCUUCCUACAGACCAGUUUAAGUGAUACCAAAACCUUCACACACACACACACGUUAAUGUGAUAAAGCAAACCUCCUGACCUACUUCCCCCACCUGUUCUAUUGUACAGAACCUAUCGGCCGCCCUGGGCCUGCUGACCGACAACAUCGUGGUGUCCUACUCGUCCUCCGAGGUCGCCAUGGUGUGUGUCGGCAACAUCACGGCCACUGACCAGUUCAAUGAUUUCUACUCUGGGAAGCCCAGUCCAGGCAUCGAGAUCCUCAUAGUCGAUGAGCAAGGGAGAAAGCUGGGUCCGAACCAAGAGGGCGAGAUUUAUAUCAAAUGUAAGUACGUCGUGAAGGUGUGCGUACACGUACGUCGUCAAAGUGUGUGUACACGUACAUCGUCAAAGUGUGCGUACACGUGCUUCAUUGAAAUGUUUACGUUGGUAAAGUGUGUGUAAAUUUACGUUGUUAAAGUGUGUGUACACGUACGUUGUUAAAGUGUGUGUACACGUACGUUGUUAAAGUGUGUGUACAUGAACGUCGUGAAAAUAAGUGUACACGUACGUCGUUAAAGUGUAUGUAAACGUACGUUGUUAGAGUAAUUUUACGUCACAGCCAACGGUUAGUGUUCUGACCUAUGGCAUCACGCAGGGUUGUAAAGUAAUCGGUCACAAACAACACCAAUCUGUUGUACAAUUCUGUUGACUUGAGACCAGCUGAGCACCAUGAUUUAAUGACAGCACGGGCAAUAUCCCUAAAUAGCGCCCGGAGACGAACAUUUACCUAUCAUAUAACAUUGGUAGCGUUCACAUACCUAGGUACACAAAUUAUUGGAUGUAUUCGAACUGUGCUCGACUUAACUAUGUUGCUCAAGGGCGAUUAGUCUGUGUGCUUAGAGACAUUCCAUUUAUGUCUGGGGUGCUUUCAGGCCAGCCACACUGACCCAGAUGGAGUGCUUCCAGGCCAGCCACACUGACCCAGAUGUGGUGCUUCCAGGCCAGCCACACUGACCCCGAUGUGGUGCUUCCAGGCCAGCCACACUGACCCCGAUGUGGUGCUUCCAGGCCAGCCACACUAACCCCGAUGCAUUGCGUUUCUUGUCAUUUAACAGUUUCCAUUUCUAUGUACCUUGUUUAUCAACAGUUUCCAUUCUACUGUACCAUGUUUAUCAACAGUUUCCAUUCUACUGUACCAUGUUUAUAAACAGUUUCCAUUCUCCUGUAUCAUAUUUAUCAACAGUUUCCAUUCUACUGUACCAUAUUUAUCAACAGUUUCCAUUUCUCUGUACCAUGUUUAUCAACAGUUUCCAUGUCUCUGUACCAUGUUGAUCAACAGUUUCCUUUCUUCUGUUUCAGCACCUUUCAUGAUGACCAACUACUACCCGCCCCAGCCCAUCAGCUCAAUUUUUAGCCCAGAUGGCUUUUUCAAAACCGGCGACCGGGGCCUGCUGACCGAAGCUGACCACCUGUACUGCUACGGCCGGGCGGGUGAAGUGAUCUCCCAGGGAGCUGUGCUCGUGUACACCAGCUGGCCGGAAGGGAUUCUGGGGAAAUGCCCGGACGUAAGUGAUGCCAUCGUGGUCAACAUGCCGGACACGUCCGGUGAAGACAGACUCAUCGCUUGCGUUGUACCGAGACCAGGCUCCGGCCUGACCAAGGCGAAACUGUUGCAUUUUUACCAGUCAUCUUUCAUGUCGAUGCCAUCAUCAUCCCAGCCUCCCACGUCUCCAUCAGUAUUUUGUCGUCCUGAAAUAUCGGACAUCUUGUUCUUUGAACAGUUUCCGGAGACACAGACAGGAAAAGUUAGCACGCGGGACUUAAAAUCCAUUGUCAGACAAAGACUGGCAUUGUAGUUCUCUUGUUGAAAUCCAUUGCCCAACAAAGACUGGCAUUGCAGUUCUGUUGUUGAAAUCCAUUGUCCAACAAAGACUUGCGUUGUAGGUCUGUUGUUGAAAUCCAUUUUCAGACAAAGACUGGCAUUGUAAUUAUGUUGUUGAAAUCCAUUGUCCCACAAAAACUGACAUUGUGAUGUUAAAAUCCAUUAUCAGACAAGUCAGAAUGGCUGGCAUUGCUGUUCUUUUGUUAAAAUCCAUUAUCAGACAAGUCAGAAUGGCUGGCAUUGCUGUUCUCAUGUUAUAGUCAUUGUAAGAUAAACACACGGGAAGUAGGUCUUGUAUCCAAGGUUGGAUUAAUGUUACUUAAUUGUCAGGUAACAGUAAUCUAACCAAGAUUUUUCUAUAUCCGUUAUAAAAUGGACAUGUUAAAUAGUCCUAACUUAAAUAUCCAUAUCAAUCUAUAAAUAUCAGUUGAUAUAUAUACAUAUUUAUAUAUAUUUAUUAAUUGAUAAAGAUAUAAUUUAUAUAAAUAUAUAUAAUUCAUAGAUAUAAUAAAUAUAUUGAAUUGAUAUUUAUAGAUAUAAUAAAUGUAUUGAUACAUAAAUAUUUAUACAUACA
This is a messenger RNA of Lymnaea stagnalis (great pond snail), 12312 nucleotides long. The record is from the annotation of a GenBank genome assembly. NCBI's taxonomy places the organism in Eukaryota, Metazoa, Mollusca, Gastropoda, Lymnaeidae.